Heterocephalus glaber (naked mole-rat) is the source of this 708-nucleotide messenger RNA. RefSeq names its product ligand-dependent nuclear receptor-interacting factor 1-like. Gene Ontology annotation, molecular function: nuclear retinoic acid receptor binding. The record is from RefSeq and is a predicted model, not a curated record. NCBI's taxonomy places the organism in Eukaryota, Metazoa, Chordata, Mammalia, Rodentia, Bathyergidae. Gene Ontology annotation, biological process: regulation of DNA-templated transcription.
AUGGCAUCAACAUUAGAAAACUGUACUCAAGGAAGCAAGGAGGAGAAAGAUUUUCAAGAAAGCAUUAAUAAGGCAUCAUAUUUGAAGGGUGAUGCUGAAUUUAAAAAGAUAUUUGGAGGGAUAUUUGGUCACACUAAAGAUUUGAGAGUUUGCCUUACUCGGAUUCCUGACCAUUUGGGCUCUGGAAAAGGUUUUGAUUACUUUAGUAGUUUGAUGAAGAAUGGUACAUGCAAAGAGACAGUGUUUGUGGUGAAGGAAGAGGAAAACAAACAGAAUUUUGGUAAGAAAAGAAAAGUAAAAACUAUUACGAAGACGGAACACACAAAGAAGAGAAAAACUGAGAGCGUUUUUAAGACAGUCACUAAUGGGGAAACAAAUGUCACCACUUCUGAACCCCUUAGAAGUAUUUUGCCAACUUCAAAUAUAUCACAACAUAACAUUCUCCCAAGCCACAGCAAAACCAGAGAAGAAAAGAGAACCGAUAUAAAAUGCUGUUCCCAAGAGAAGCAGCGGAAAAGUGCAUUGAACUCAAAUGUAAUUUUUGACCAAAGUCAUUCCUUUCAUAAAAGUUAUACUGAAGAUAUUUUCCCAGUGACACCACCAGAAAAGGAAGAAACCAUCAGAGAUGAAAAAAUAAGAAGACUUAAACAGGUGCUGAGAGAGAAAGAAGCAGCUCUUGAAGAAAUGCAUAAGAUGCAACAAAAAUAA